ACGCGCAUGAUACACUCGAGGAAAAGUAACCAUUUUUUCAGCGGUGACUUCGCAAUGACAGGUCUGUGGGAAAAUGUAUCGGUGGGAAGCUGCUCACGGAUUUUUCAUAUACUGAAAAUGUGGAAGGUGUCUAGGAAGAUCUACUCAACUCUUAUAACAUAAUGGCAUGUCGCAGUGCUUGUUGCUGUGGGUUCGGUCCAGUGAACGAGGAUAACGCACGGUUCGUGAUGCUGGCACUUUUUAUCAUCAUCUACCUGCUCUGCGGAGCCGCGGUCUUCUCUGCACUUGAGCACCCAAAAGAGAAACAAGCGAAGGAGAAGUGGGCUCAGCGGUUUGAACAGUUUAGUCAGAGGCAUAAUCUGAGCAAAAGCGACCUGGAGAAGUUUCUCAGGCACUACGAGGAGGCGAACGUGGCCGGCAUCCGUGUGGACAUGCUCCGACCUCGUUGGGAUUUCACCGGCGCGCUCUACUUCGUCGGUACAGUGGUCUCCACAAUCGGGUUUGGAAUGACCACUCCAGCCACUGUGGGAGGGAAGGUAUUCCUCAUCUUUUACGGUCUGAUCGGGUGUGCGGCCACCAUCUUGUUUUUCAACCUCUUCCUGGAGCGCAUCAUCACCGUGCUGGCGUACGUGCUCAAGUCCUGCCACGAGCUGCAACGCCGGCGGAAAGGCGUGGCACCACAGGACGGUGCUGGUGACCGCGGCACGGGCGCCGCCGCCGCCAUCAGGGGUCCGCCGUCAGACAGCCUGGCCGGCUGGAAGCCGUCGGUGUACUGCGUGAUGCUGAUCCUGUGCGUGGCGGCCGUGGUCAUCUCCUGCUGCGCCUCGGCCAUGUACUCGGCCGUGGAGGGCUGGGCCUACCUGGACUCGCUGUACUUCUGCUUCGUGGCGUUCAGCACCAUCGGCUUCGGGGACAUGGUGAGCAGCCAGCGGGCGGCGUACGGCGCCAACCAGUCGGCCUACCGCCUCGGCAACUUCCUGUUCAUCCUCAUGGGCGUGUGCUGCAUCUACUCGCUCUUCAACGUCAUCUCCAUCGUCAUCAAGCAGGUGCUCAACUGGCUGCUGAGGAAGAUGGAGGUGCCGUGCCGGCACUGCCCGCGCAAGGCCUUCCACCCGCGCAGGAACGCCGUGAUGCCAGGGCACCCGCGCGUGCGCCGCAACAUCUCCAUCGACACGGACGCCAUCAGCGAGACGGACGGCCGCAGGAUGUCGGGCGAGAUGAUCUCCAUGAGAGACUUCCUGGCCGCCAAUAAGGUGAACCUGGCCAUCAUGCAGAAGCAGCUGUCGGAGACGGCCAACGGGCACGUCUGUCCACCUGGGUCCAGCAGUCGGCACAACGAGUUCUCCGGAGGCGUUGGCGCCUUGGGCAUCAUGAAUAACCGCCUGGCAGAGACCAGCGUGGACAGAUGAGUUGCAGGAAACACUGACAAAAAAGACAAACAUGACCAAACAUGUAGACAAAUCAUAAGCAGUUUGCACUGUCCUCCUCUGAGAUGAAAUCUCGGAAGAGGCUGAAUGGGAGAAACAGGAGAACAAGGAGUAUAUUUUUUCACGCUUUUUCAUUGUUGUGAUAAAAUAUUUAACUGAA
This is a messenger RNA of Sardina pilchardus (European sardine), 1587 nucleotides long. RefSeq names its product potassium channel, subfamily K, member 13a (gene kcnk13a). The record is from RefSeq and is a predicted model, not a curated record. The coding region runs from base 162 to 1409 and encodes 415 amino acids. Lineage: Eukaryota; Metazoa; Chordata; Actinopteri; Clupeiformes; Clupeidae. The transcript has 2 exons. Gene Ontology annotation, biological process: potassium ion transmembrane transport; stabilization of membrane potential. Gene Ontology annotation, molecular function: potassium ion leak channel activity; outward rectifier potassium channel activity. Gene Ontology annotation, cellular component: plasma membrane.